AGUCUGGCACCAGUGUCCUCUUGGCCGUCGUAUCGCGCGGGACAUCGGGUUGCUCUCUCCGUGGCGCCGCUCCCUUGCCGCUAGCCCAGCCAGGCCAUUCCGCCCUCGGCCACUAUCGCCACUUUACUUGGCUGAACUAUUUUUAUCCGGAUGAAUUUCCACCUUGUAUGACACACAUCUUCACUCUAUGAUAUGAUAACUUUGCAGUAAGAAGACUUUGUUUGCGGCGCAAAUGCCCCUCUCAUAGAAACUGCUUGUGAGACAAACCGUCGGACAGGAUUAUUACUAUGAAAACUUUGCUAAACUCCCGCUGAUCUGCUUCCGUAACUAAUUUGUUGUCAAUGUCUUCCUGCAGUAAUUUCAGCGCAAGCACACAGCUGGUAUAACAGUCUUCCUUGUUUUUGUUUACUUUUGUUUUCUUAAAAGAAAUCACCCGAAAUCCUUAGUGUCAGAUAUUGAAAAUUUGUCCCUGUUGAUUAUAAUAAUUGAAAAAAAAAAGAUCUAGAAUAUCGCCUCGUUGUAAGCAGUCUUGUGGCAGACUUUGUGGCUGAACGGGAGCCAUUGCAGGUCAAUGCCUCGCCGCAGGAAAGAGGCGACUCCUUCAUGAUAAUAAUUGUUUCAGUAUAUUGAUCUUGUUGUUGGUUGUGGAUAAGCCUUGUAAUCUGUGAGGUGAGCUGAUCUAUAGUGAACCACUUCUCAUAUACGGCUUAUAUUUAUAAGAAUUUAUGAGUUACAAAAAUUAACAAGAGGGUGAACGGAUAAAUUGUGAAAGUGUUGUGCAUUGAAAGUUUGAGGUGAAUGGAAUAACGCCGUCUGAGCUGGGUCUGAGUGGUGUUUGUGCGCGGCGUGCGGCAGUGGUGGUGAGGGUGUUGGUCCCGCGGGGACCACCGCUUGGAGCAGCACAACACCAGCCGCCGCGGGACGAUGCCGUCGCCGUUGAGAUCUUGUGGCCGGCCCAAGAUGGCGUCCCUCGCUCUGUGCCUGUGGGCGCACGUGGCUAUGGCAGGUGGAGCAAUGUCAGAGGAACCUCGCUUCGUGGAGCCGAUACAGAACGUGACUGUCGCCGCAGGACGGGACGUGAAACUUUCCUGCGUAGUGGACAACCUGAGCACGUUCAAGGUUGCGUGGAUUGCCUUUGACAAGUCAGCCAUUCUGACUGUGCAGGAGCACGUCAUCACGCGUAACCCACGGGUCAAUGUCACCUACGAUGGCCACCGCACCUGGACGCUGCACCUCUCUCGUGUCAACGCCACGGACGCCGGCACCUACAUGUGUCAGGUCAACACCAUCGUGGCCAAGAGUCAGUUUGGAAUCCUCAACGUGGUGGUGCCGCCCAACAUCGUGGACGGCAAAACCUCCGGGGACGUGAUGGUGCAGGAGGGCGCUAACAUCACCCUAGAGUGCAGCGCCACCGGCACACCCAUGCCCACCAUCACCUGGCGCCGCGAAGACCACAUGAAGAUCAACCUCAACAAGACGUAUCGAGUCAUGGAACACACGGGACCGAAGCUUCACCUGGCGAGGAUAAGUAGGAUGGACAUGGCCGCUUACCUGUGCAUCGCCCGCAACGGUGUCCCGCCCAUUGUCAGCAAGAGGAUGCAGGUCAGCGUCGACUUCCCGCCCAUGAUGAGCAUCCCGCACCAGCUGGUUGGGGCGCCCUUGGGUUAUAGUAUCACCCUGGAGUGCACCAUCGAGGCCCACCCUCCGGCCCUCACCUACUGGACAAGGGGCUCCGGCAUCAUGCUCCACCAAGGACGCAAGUACUACAUCACGGAACGGAAGGGCGAUGUCCCGUACCGCACACACAUGAAGCUCACCAUCAAGAGCCUCAAGCCUGACGACGACUUCGGGGAGUACAGGUGCGUGGCCAAGAACUCCCGCGGCGAGACGGAGGGAGAGAUCAAGCUAUACGAAACGGAGCCUCCAACACCAGCUCCCACCAGCCCACCCUCCUACCUGGACAAACUGUUCAAAGAUUAUCAACAAAAAACUACGAACAGUGUUGUCGGGAAAGGCGAAGGAAAAGCGACGUUUGUGGGACUUGAAGAACCCAGGGAAGGCAUCGAGACCGACAUGAGCAUAGGUGACGGAGACUUGAUGGAAAGAAAUGAAAUAGAUCGCCUGGAGGAAGGGGCACACUGGGACGACGACAGGCAGAGGGAGGUGGAGGCGCGGCGGGAGCGAGGUCGCCAUGAGCAGAGCGAAUAUCCCAUGACAAACUACUUCGGUAGCGCCACGCCAGCCGGCGGCGGGAUGGGAGGAUAUCUGAGGCUGCAGGUGUUGCUGCCGCUGGUGGUCCUCGCGCAGCCCUCCUGCCUCUUGCUGUUCUUGUGAUGAAGAGGAUAUGUCACGCCUAACUCAUUCUCCGAAUUGUGUGGAUAACCCUAGCUAAAGUUUCCUUAACGUGAACAUAGACUAUUCAUCGCUCUUUAGUGGUUAUCUUCUAACGCAGGGAUCUUGGGGGCUAGUAGACCCACCGUGUGCUGUAGUGUAGCCAACCCUGACUUGGUUGGUUCUCAUCUUACUGGAGGACUGACGAACCCACAAGUUAUCCUUGUAUCGCGCUCUCACGUUUAGGAAUGAUCUUUACGACCAUGAUUGUAUGCUUGUGGAGAUGUAAUAUUCUAUUAAGGGCAUCAGUUACUCUUGCAUUAGAAUUAUUGCAUAUUUAUUUCAUCGGUUAUUUUUUACUUUGCAAACUGUUCUCUUGACAAAGUUUAUACAGUAUCAUCAUAUCAAAAGCAAAAAAGAAACAGGAGCUUUUUGUCUCACAGUAAAUAAUUAUAAUAAUAAUGAUUAUAAUAAUAACAAUAAUAAUAAUAAUAAUGAUAAUAAUAAUAAUAAUAAUAAUCGGUGCUUCAAUACAGACGAGUGGAGCAGCCACCAUGACGCCGCCAAUCCACGCCUUGCCUGAGUUCACCCAGCGAUCAGUCCCUUGAACCGCCGCCACUUCCUUCCUGUCACUCUUCCUCCUACACCCACCGCCACUCAUCUGCCCGCCACAUUCUUGCUUCCAUGCCAAAUUAGAUUUUAUUUUUGCCAGAACAGAACUAAAUUCCAGGUUCAUGCUGCUAUUCCCAAUCAUUCUCCUCACAUGCAUCCAGAGACGUCACCGCCAACGCAGAGAUACAUUAGCCUAAGAAAUUGGUUAAGGUAUUCCCAUCAGACCUGAGCCACACGCCUUCAGCCACGUCACCUCUAUACUUGGAGCUUACAUCCCGUAUCCCCUCCUUGUCUCGUGAACCUCACCCAUAGAAGCCCCCAGCACACACGACCCGGCCGACAGGAGGAUGGAGAAGGAUCGUUUAAGAAGCCGCUCUUGAGUAUAAGUCACUCAAUAGUGUAUAAAGAAUGCCCCGACGCCUCACUUGGAUGAGUGUAUGUAGAAAACUGAAAAGGGACAUCAAAGAAAAUGAGUGCAAAUAUUUAAUGGUAAAAAUAGGUCUUAUCAAUACGUAAAAGGUGGGGGAAACUGUGUUAGAUGAUGGUGCUUCUACGUCCUGAUGCUCGUUAUGCAGAGCGUCAGAAUCGACACUGAGGAAGGCUGAGACCACCACCACCACCGCCCCAGCCAUGGAGAGGAAGCGUCGAAGGCAACCCUUGUAAUUAUCUUGUAUUUACAGUCAUAUGCGUAGGUAAUUCGUGUAGUUCAAAUUAUAUUAUUUAUAUUUCAAAUGUACAUAACUUAUUAAUAGCGUGUUGUGGUUGCCAUGACUCAGCGCCGCGGGGCAGCGUCCCGGGCACCGAGCGGAUGAGCUUGUGGGUUGUCAGUCAGGCAAUGGAUAAUUUCGGCCUUGAUCAGUGCUGGUAAGUCUCGCCAGCGUCGAGGUAUUAAUGAGCAGAGUGCUGAACGGCUGCUGGCAGUGAACGCCUGACACGGGUACUGUACGUACAAUCACCAACAAAGCUUGUUAUCGCUCAUAGCAACGUUAAGCCCAAGAUGAGAAGGAAACGAAACCAAUGUCGCAUUAAUGGCCACGUGUACAGCUGAUGUGACCGACGCUUGCCUCCAUUCCACACCCUCACCUUUGCCCUUACAAUGACCGCUGCUGAGUUGUGCCCCUGUAAUGUUGAGUGACUGAUCGCAGCGUUAUCAUAUUAAAUUCCCGAAAUAUCUAACACUGUUGAUGACGAACUGAUGGUGUUGGCUGAAUUAUUUGUUAAUGUUUGUAUCACUUAAGUAAAGAAACAACUGCACAUGUUUGUGUUAGAUAACAUAAACUAUUACUUUAUUAUUAUUAUUAUUAUUAUUAUUAUUAUUAUUAUUAUUAUUAUUGUUGUUGUUGUUGUUGUUGUUGUUAUUAUUUUUAUUAUUUUAUCACUGUUCCGCAAGCAAGGCGUCAUUGGAUUUCCCUGGCACUUGCUCCACAGCUGGCCAGUGCUCUCCUCUCCCUCUGCGUCACUUCCCUGCUAAGCAAUCUCAGUUCUAUUGAAGUAUUAUGUUUAUGAUUUAAUUCUCAUAUAUUUUAUUGUGUUUAUCAUGAAUUAAACAUUUUUCUUAGCAUGGACAGCUAUGAACUGUACCCAUGAGGUGUCAGGGCACUGUGUGGUGUAUGUACAAAGUUUCGCCCCGCCUGCAGCUGCCUUCCUGGUGCUCGGCCCCGCAGCUGUCCACUGGCGGAUCACCCUCCCUUCCAGCCCGGCCCCCGACGUGAAGGUCACGUGCUCAACACUGACUCACCCCAGACACCCGCUGGCAAAAAGCUUCAUAACAGUAAUGUAUAUUAUGUAGCAGCCAGCAGGAAAAUAUACACAUAUACAUAUAUAUAUACAUAUAUAUAUACAUAGCAGGGUGUAUGUGGCCAUGCACCCAAACUCAGCCAAAAUGGCGGCAUCACAGGUGAAGGUUCGGUAAUAUAAGAUUGAAUAUUAAUCUUCGUUCAAUAAGCAUAAUCUGUAUUUCAUGAUUAUGUAAGGUAAAACCCAUAAAUAAUAAAUUAUAUAUCCUAUGGACAAAUUUCCAGAGGAUAUCUAAAAGAUGUUCAGAAAUUUUGUAUUUUAUUUUCUUUAGAAACUAAUUAACCUUAAUGAUGUUACAAGAAAAAGCUUCCCAAAUAUGUAGUAUAUGUUAUGUGUUAUGAGUGAUUUUUAAUAAAAUCUGAAAAGUA
This is a messenger RNA of Portunus trituberculatus (swimming crab), 5108 nucleotides long. RefSeq names its product lachesin-like. Lineage: Eukaryota; Metazoa; Arthropoda; Malacostraca; Decapoda; Portunidae. Bases 925 to 2334 code for a protein of 469 amino acids. The record is from RefSeq and is a predicted model, not a curated record. Gene Ontology annotation, cellular component: neuron projection. The transcript is spliced from 10 exons.